Messenger RNA from Uloborus diversus, 2956 nucleotides. Its product is annotated as AP-4 complex subunit beta-1-like. The coding region runs from base 291 to 1946 and encodes 551 amino acids. The transcript has 5 exons. Lineage: Eukaryota; Metazoa; Arthropoda; Arachnida; Araneae; Uloboridae. The record is from RefSeq and is a predicted model, not a curated record. Gene Ontology annotation, biological process: vesicle-mediated transport; intracellular protein transport. Gene Ontology annotation, cellular component: membrane coat.
UCAUUAAAGCUCGCGAUAUCCAAAAUUUGGAUAAAUUUUCAUCAUCAUGCUCUUCGUCCAAAAGUUUAUUUUUGAUGACAGUUAUCUAUUCUGCAUUACAAUUUAAAUUUGUAGAAUUGUGUUCUUACAUUUUUGUUGAAGAUGGCACGAGUUUCUUAGAUCUUAGCAUUUGAAUUGAGUUCUGAGUGCUGUUUGCGAAUCAAUUGUUUCUCACUUUCUAACACUGUAUUUACAAGAUGAGUUUUCCCUGCUGAAGUAAAUUAGAGCAUUGACAUUUCCCUGUUUUUAAGAUGCCGAAAGUCUCAAAAGAAGUUAGCGCUCUUUCAUUCAUGCUUUCCCAGCUAACUUUUCCUGAAACAGAAAUCAAGUAUUCAGAUGUUUCAGCUGCUAUACUUGGUUUGAUGCACAGGGGCUUGGAUUUAUCACCCUUGGCCAGUAAGAUGAUAAAACUUUUAGCUUUGCCUUAUCCGCCUUUCAAGAGAAUUGUCUGUGAUUAUCUUAUAAGAUAUUCAUCAAAAAUAUCCAAUUUAAGUAUGUUAGCCACAAAUUGCUUUUUCAAAGAUUUUGAAGAUCCUAAUCCAUUUGUUCGAAAGCUAGUUAUAAAAACCACAUGCCGUAUACCCUGCUUGCAUGAUCUUGCAUACCAGCUGCUACCCAGUGCUUUAUGCGACUCCAGUUCGUACGUUCGCUGUGCUGCUGCAACUUCUUGUUCAUUAGUAUUGAAUGAAAGCAAUCUUGACUCCAAUCAAAAUACUAUCGAUAAACUGUAUGAAAUGAUUCGGGAUCCAGAACCUAGUGUGGUCUGUUGCAGUCUAACAUCAUUGAACGAAAUAUUACGUUCGGAAGGAGGUAUUGUUAUCAAUUCUAAACUGGCCCGUUAUUUGGUAGCCAGGAUAUCCGAUUUUCACGAUUGGAAUUUUUCUGCUGUUUGUAUUGUCUUAAAAAAAUAUGUUCCAAAAGAUAAUGAAGAACUUUUGUUAUUUCUGAAUGCUCUUGAUCAGAGCCUUUUGGAGUCUAAGCCCAUUAUUUUUUUAUUGGCUGCUGAUCUCGCACUUUACUAUGUUAGUCAACUGAAUGAGAAGUUUUCCAAAGAUAUUAUUAAACAGAUAACACCUCAAUUGAAAUUACUUAUUAAUCAUUCUAGCUCGGAAAUGUUGGGUGAGGUUUUAGAAAUCAUUGAGAAAUAUUUGCCUGAUCAUAAAGAAUCAUUUUCUUCAUUUUAUUCUCUGUUUCUGUGUUGCUUCUGUGAUACACCAAACGUGAAGAUUAAAAAACUACGAAUAAUUGUACAUUUUGCAAAUGAUUCUAACUCUUGUGAUAUAGCUGAAGAAUUACUGAUGCAUUGCACGAACAAUGUUGAAGAAGUUUCUGUUCAAGCCGUUCAGAGCUUCAUAGCACUUGUACAGUUACAGUUACGUGUUAUUCCACAGGCUUUGAUGAACACUUUUGUUCAACUGUUGGACAUUCAAGAUUCGAUCCUGAGUGAAGAAAUUUUAAAUGCUUUAUCUUCUGUAAAUCUCAAUGAGGUUGUAGAGUUCAAAGAAAUGCUAUUGCCAUUACUAUCAAAGUACUCAAAUGAUGUUCUUUCUUUCAAAGGUAAACACUCUCUUCUAAAAAUUAUUAAAGACUACGGAAGUGAAAUUGCUAAUGCACCGUACAUUAUUGAACAAUUUGUGAAUGAUAUGGAUUGUAUUGAAAGUGAAAGUCUUAUGAUAGCAUUGAUGAAAGCUUCUGUAAAAUUGUUUUUGGAACGACCUCAAGAAAUGCAACUACUUUUAGGACAAAUUCUUCAAUUUGCUCAAGAAUCAAAUUGUUUACUGCUAAGGAAGCGAAGUGCUAUCUAUUAUUACCUUCUGCAAGAGUUUUCGAAAACAGACGCGCCACUUGAAAGUAGUAAACAUUUCAAAGAUAUGUUUGAAAAACUAGACAACUUGUAUAUUAGGUAACAAUAACCAUACCUAAUAAUAUUGUUUUUAGGAACAUAUUACACAGCAUUUCAAUUUAGUGUACACUCAAACCUGUUUUUGUGCGGUCUUUUUUUUUGGCGGUAUAUUGUUACCUCAGAGCAACAGUAGGAUAUCUUAGUGUUAUUUCUGGGAUUAGAUGUCUUACUGUUGCUCUGAGACGGUAAUAUGAAAAUUUCAAUCAGAUUGGCACUCAAUUGACAAAAUUAUUUAUAAAACAAGUUGUGAGGUAGUAUCUUCAAGUGACAGCAGGGGUACCCCAAAGGAGGUCACUGUGACCUCCUGAAACUUUCCUUAUUAAAGAAAUUUUGUCUGACUAUUUGGACAUCAUCACUUGGUUUACUUUGAUUUCGUUUAAAGAAGCAAUUCCUAGUUAUUUUGUAAGUUUUUGGGUUAUUUUCUACGUGAGCCUUUUUUUAUGCGAUCUUACCCACUGCAUAAAAAGAAAUCAUUUUUUAACUGCAUUGCAAAAACAACUUUUUAUAGCAACUUGUUAAGUUCCAAGCGUUUUUUUUUGUCCCUAUCCACCGCACAAAAACAGGUUGGUUCGGGUGUAUUACCUUUGCCUAUAAAAUAUUUUACCUUACCUUCACCACCCCAAAUUUAUUUUAUUGUGUAUUUAUUUUGAAUAUUGUUAGGCAUAACAUACAAAAUAGUCAAUUUUUUUGCAGGAGGAAAAUGUUGAAAACUGUUUAUGAAUGAUUCGAAAAAAUAUGGAAUUUAAAAAUAAUAAUAAUUUGGGUAUUAAAACACAAAGCUCAAAAGGUGUUUGAUCUAAAAUACCUAAACAAUUUUAAAAGUAAUAUCAUCAUUAAAUUGCUUUGUUUGUGCCCUUUUAAAUGCUUUUGUACUCAUAAAAUUACGAGUGGAAUUUUCAUAAGAGAGUACUUAUGCUUGUUGUAUGACUCAUUUUUUUUUUAGUUACCCAAUUACUGCUUUUGUAUCUUAAGGUAAAUAAAUUAUCUUCUAGCCAUUGCAUACAGAGCUUCUUA